Neogale vison (American mink) is the source of this 765-nucleotide messenger RNA. Its product is annotated as galectin-3-like. Gene Ontology annotation, cellular component: immunological synapse; nucleus. Gene Ontology annotation, molecular function: carbohydrate binding; IgE binding; laminin binding. The record is from RefSeq and is a predicted model, not a curated record. NCBI's taxonomy places the organism in Eukaryota, Metazoa, Chordata, Mammalia, Carnivora, Mustelidae. The coding region runs from base 3 to 731 and encodes 242 amino acids. Gene Ontology annotation, biological process: macrophage chemotaxis; monocyte chemotaxis; positive regulation of calcium ion import. The transcript has a single exon.
AAAUGGCAGACAAUUUUUCACUUAAUGAUGCUUUAUCUGGGUCUGGAAACCCAAACCCUCAAGGAUGGCCUGGUCAAUGUGGAAACCAGCCUGCUGGUGCAGGGGGCUACCCAGGGGCCUCCUAUCCUGGUGCCUACCCUGGACAGGCACCUCCAGGAGCCUACCCUGGCCCAACAGCUCCAGCUUAUCCUGGACCACCUGCACCAGGAGCCCACCCUGGGCAACGGAGUGGGCCUGGGGCCUACCCGCCUCCUAGACAGCCAAGUGCUCCUGGAGCCCAGCCCGCUGCUGGCGCCUUUGGCAUCCGUGCUGGACCACUGACUGUACCUUAUGACCUGCCCUUGCCUGGAGGAGUCAUGCCUCGAAUGCUGAUAACAAUUCUGGGCACAACGAAGCCCAAUGCAAACAGAUUUGCUUUAGAUCUCAAGAGAGGGAAUGAUGUUGCUUUCCACUUUAACCCACGCUUCAGGGAGGACAACAAGAGAGUCAUUGUUUGCAAUACAAAGCUGGAUAACAUCUGGGGAAAGGAAGAAAGACAGGCGACUUUCCCAUGCAAAAGUGGUAAACCAUUCAAAAUACAAGUGCUGGUUGAAUCUGACCACUUCAAGGUUGUGGUCAAUGAUGCUCACUUGUUGCAGUAUAAUCAUUGGAUGAAAAAUCUCCAGGAAAUCAGCAAACUGGGAAUUUCUGGUGACCUAGAUCUCACCAGUGCUUCACAUGUUAUGAUAUAAUCUUAAAGGGGAAGAUAAAAAAAAAAUGAAAUUG